CCUGCACGCUCUGCUUAUGGCAACACGUUUUCAGGAGGAAGAGGCAGCAGUUACAACAACGAUGUGGUCAACACAAACUCCUAUACCACUCAAAUGUCUGCGCUCCGUGCCAUGGGCUUCACCGACAAUGCCAAGAACCUUCAGGUGCUUCAGUCCACCAAUGGAGAUGUACCCAACGCUGUGGAGAUCCUGUGUCGUAUCGGCUCUGGUCCCGUCACCUCCUCCGCCAAUCUCUCUGCCUCCAACACCAACAGUCCAUCCUCAAGACCCGCACGACGCAGUCCCUCAACCAAUAGCACUCACAACAACACCAGUGGCACGGCCUCCGAUCCAAAGGAGGCCAUUCUCUGGAACAUGGGCUUCCAUGAUGCUGCACUGAAUAAGGAGGCUCUUCGUCGUGCUGGAGGCAAUCCCGAAGUGGCUGCUGGUAUCCUCAUUGAUGAAAAGGAUAAAUUAGCAAGAGCCGUACGCGAAAAAUCCUCUACAUCCUCACCACUUCCUUCACGACUCGAUCCCCCAGGCAGCAAAUCUUCAAAGAAUGACUCCAAUCUCUUGAUAGAUCUCUCCGAUGAUAGUGAACAACAACAACAACAACAACAAAGAUUACGAAUGCAACAACAGAUGUUUCAACAACAGAUGAAUAUGCAAAACGCCUUUGGUAACUCAAACCCGAAUCAACCCUGGUCUAACUCGAAUCUGGAUCAGUUUGGUCAAACCCAGAGUCAACUUCAAUCGAUCAUGGACAAUAACGCCAAUUUCCUUGCCAUGUUCAACUCUGAACAAAAUUCCACCAACAACAACAACAACAACAACAAUAUGAAUAAUAUGAAUAAUAUGAACAACAUGAGCAACAUGAACAAUAUGUUUGGAAACACCAAUAAUAAUAAUAACAAUAAUAAUAAUAAUAAUAAUCUGAACACCAUGGGCAUGAGUAGUCCUUUUGGUCUCAAUCAACAACCAACAGGGAACUUUGGCAACGAUAUGAGCUCUUGGGCUAUGAACAACAAUACCAACAACAACAGUAUGAGCAACAUGAACAACGCUUUUGGUUUGCAAACAAGUAUGGCCACAGGCACCAGCAACAUGUUUGCCAAUAAUAAUAAUAACAACAACAACAGCUUUAUGAGCAUGGGAAUGAACAAUCAACAGCAACAGACGCUCAACCCUUUUGGCACUCUCAGCAGUCAACCUACAGGUCUAUCUGGACUCAGCAGUGGUGGUGGUAGCGCAAUAGGAUCACCCAUGACUCCAUUCACUAGCUUAUCAUCUGCUGGGAACACGAACCCUCUUUUGACUGGGACUGGUCAGAUGGGCAACAUGGGGAUGAAUAAUAUGAGCAGCAUGGGCAACAUGGGCAUGAAUAACAUGAAUAACAUGAACAAUAUGAACAACAUGAACAACAACAACGGCAACUUUAACUCUGCAUUUGGGAUGAAUCAGAGUAACCAGAAUAACCAGAACAACCAAAAUAACAGCUUCAACUCUUUUAAUAAUAACAAUAGCAAUAACAACCUCUGGGGAAAUAGCAAUACUAAUUUAUUCUAAAGGAAAAUGAAUAAAAAAAUAAAUAAAUAAAUAAAUUAUGUUAUAAAAAUAAGAAGCGAAUAAAAACAAUACGAUUUCUUUU
Molecule: messenger RNA, 1627 nt
Organism: Lobosporangium transversale
Lineage: Eukaryota; Fungi; Mortierellomycota; Mortierellomycetes; Mortierellales; Mortierellaceae
Exons: 1
Coding region: 94-1545 (483 amino acids)
Molecular function (GO): protein binding
Source: RefSeq, a predicted model, not a curated record